UCUACUGUUAGUAGCUGUUGUAUCCACUAAUAAAAUAACAAAUUUUGUGUAAAUUUAACUAUUUUCUACGCAAGAUGGCAUUAAAGGAAAGCUGUCCAACAUUUACGAUUCCCUGUGAUUUCGGCAAGCGACAUGGCAUUACGGCAGCUUGGUUCACGGAGGAUAAAAUUUCCGUCACCGCCUACAGUAAUCAGCUGCUGCAAUCUGUCGACAGGCGUCCUCCCAACAAUUCCCCCGUCAAUGUGUACCAUUUGACUACGAACUUCAUACUGGAUGAACCGAUCCUGCGUAGUUUGGUUACGGAAUGUAGCAACGUUUUCUUGAACCUCCAGAUAGUUCGAAACAGUUCCCCUGCUGCUGCCAUUGAUUAUUUGAAAAUUUCCCGAAGCUAUCGCAGUGCGAUCCGGGCUUGCCUGGAGAAGCUGCAAGAUUUGAUUGCCAGCAACGAGUUGCGUGAUGUGGAACAAUACCGGAACUAUGUGACCAUCUUCUACUCGGUGGAAUCCAUUUGGCAUCUGGUGGAAAUUUUGAUUAUCGAUGCCAGUUCGGCCAAUGCGGUGGUUCCGAAUUUACUCGAUUGGGUGCGGUUCCACUUUCCAACGGCAGAGCGACUGGCGACGGAACUGUUGCAACAGGGACGGGAAGUUGAUUCCAGCGAUGACUACUGGCCAGUGGUGAAAGGGUUGAUCAUUCAAGGGCAAAUAAAUGUGGCUAGAGCACUGCUAAAGUUGCACACCAACUCGGAGAAUGUGUGCUUCGAGGUGGCCGAGCAGAUUCUCCAAACUAUGCCGGUUUAUAGCGUGUACGGAGGGCUGUCGAUUCAAAAGUUCAAAUCGCAAUGGCAAUAUUGGUCGGCGAACGCCCGGUCCAAGGUUGAUGCUGGCAUUUUGGCCGUGGAACCAGAGCUGGAGGAGAUAAUCAAGUUCGUGAUCGGUGAUCGUAAAACGUGGACUGAACAGUGCAACAGUGCAUCCUGUUGGUACGAGUACUUCCCCGGCUACUUAUUAUAUACUGAAUCGACCUGCAAGUACUACGAGCUGGGUACCUUCGCCAACAAUUGGCUCUCGCAGUGGAUUAGUACCGGUGGGGCGAAUCCAUCGUACAAAUACUUGGAUAAAAUUAUUCUCUCAGUCAUGGAGAACAAUCUUCCUCAAGUGCUGCACAACAUUCAGAACAUUUGUGACAACAAAUGGUUCGUUACCCAUUUGGUGGAUUUGCUGUAUCACUGCGGUCAACUCACGCUGUCCACCGGUGGUCACGUUGAAGAGGAGGAUGCGGAGAAGAUGUUCCGCGAAUCGUUACUGUACGAUUUCGGUUGCUUGCUCAUGUCGCGGAACUCUUCACUCUGGGAAGCCGGUUUGGACUACCUAGAAUUCUCCAGCACCGAAGGCCUGGGAGCACGCGAAGCCCUAUUAGGUAGAAUUCCUAUCAAAAACGAGAAACAGGCAAUGAAGCUAAUCAACGUCGCAAAGAAGAAUGAUUUUGCCGGCGUGGAGAGCGAAAUUUGCAAAGUGCUGGUGAAGCGUAACCUGACCAACAAACAAUACGGUAAUGCCCUUGAGUGGGCCAUCCGUUCCAGAGAUAGCUUUUAUGUGACGGCAGUGGCGAACAUCUUCUUGGAACACUAUUGUAACCACGGCGAGAUCAUGUGUGAGGAUGUGAUUGCCAACAUUGGAGCGAAGAUGUUCUGCUCGCCGAGAUUGAUCUUCCUGGUCAAGUACUACGACUUCCGCCAGUUCUUCCUGGAGCGAUCGAUGGCUCAAGCAGCGGAGUUGCUGGUUAAUCUGCUGGAUUCGAAGAUCACACCGAGCUACUUCUGGCCAUCUCUGCUGGCCGACACCAUCCCGCUGCUGGAGCACAAGGAACCCGUCAUCCCGACCAAGGAAACCUACACCAUCCUGCAUCACCUCGAGUGGGACCUGGUUCCAAUGAUGGAGAAAAGGAAAGAACAACUGAAGAGCUGUAAGAAGCCCCAGUCCGGUGACCCGGACGCCGACAUCGACAACCAAGCCCUGCUGCCGAAGUUCUCGUCUAACCUGUUGAACAACUGCACCGACGAUUUGGUCAAAAUGCUUCGGUUGGCCUGUGCUCGAAACCUCGCGCGGGCUUUCAUCAUUGAGAAUACGGUUGCUGAUUGAAUAAUUGAAUAGAGUAAAUAAAGGUCCUUAGCAUAAACGUGUCAGGCUUGGUUUGGGUCACUUUCGGAGAAAAUCCAAUUGAAACAAGCGCGGGUUAUGAAUAAUUUAACUCUAUUUUUUUUUUCUCGAAAUAAUUUAAAUUACACAUUGUUGUUGGUUGUUUUUUUUGCUGUGAACUUUCUUAUUAUGUUGCUUGAUUUACAGUAUUAAAAUUACACUUCCUUAGCUGUCUAAAAACGUUGUUGUUG
Molecule: messenger RNA, 2386 nt
Organism: Ochlerotatus camptorhynchus
Lineage: Eukaryota; Metazoa; Arthropoda; Insecta; Diptera; Culicidae
Gene: Nup75
Product: nuclear pore complex protein Nup75
Exons: 4
Coding region: 75-2138 (687 amino acids)
Biological process (GO): positive regulation of DNA-templated transcription; protein import into nucleus; mRNA export from nucleus
Cellular component (GO): nuclear pore outer ring
Molecular function (GO): structural constituent of nuclear pore
Source: RefSeq, a predicted model, not a curated record